Molecule: messenger RNA, 8011 nt
Organism: Homarus americanus (American lobster)
Lineage: Eukaryota; Metazoa; Arthropoda; Malacostraca; Decapoda; Nephropidae
Gene: hlk
Exons: 36
Coding region: 190-5424 (1744 amino acids)
Source: RefSeq, a predicted model, not a curated record
GCGGUCGGUGCCGGUAGGAGUAGUGCCCCGUCAGCACCCAUCCCCCCCACCUGCUCACGCCCUCACGUUCUCAUCCCCAGCAGUGUGGCCCGCACCUCCCGGGAACACCUCGACGUCGCCUCCAAAACAAAACAUCAUCGCUACUGAAGGAGGACUAACUGUGUGGUGGGGAGGACAGUGGUAGAUACAAUGAUACGACUAGUGACGGGGGCGCUGCUGGCGGUGGGCCUCUUGCUGCUGGCUACACACACCCUCGCCCAUAAUGCCAAGGCUGACGUUAUCGAGGAUGUAAACGCUAAGCAACUGGAAAAUCUUGUGGCCGACAGUGAUUACGUGGCUGUGUUCUGGUACAAAAGAAGCUGUAAGGACUGCGACAAGGUCCUCAGCGAACUCGAGACGAUUGACGAUGACACGGACAGGUUCGGCGUGCACUUCGUCAAGGUGGCGGACAAGAAGUUGGCCAAGUCCUACGGCAUCAAGAUCUUCCCGGCCCUCUCCUUCUUUAGGAAUAAGGAGCCUAUCCAUUAUGAAGGUGACUUGAUGGACGAAGGGAGUGUUUUAGAGUUCCUCACGAGUUUGGAAGCCAUGGAACUACCUGACCAGAUCGAGGAGGUCAACGCCAAGAUUCUGGACAAGAUUGUAGAGGAGCAAGAGUUUGUCGCCGUCCUGUUUUGUUACGACGGAGAUGCUUGCAACCAAGGCGAACACAAGGCGGAGUGUAGACGCUGCGUGAAGGCCCUGCAGGAGCUGGAGAACGUGGAUGACGACGCCGACCAGCUGGGUAUAGCCUUCGUCAAGAUCAACGACCCUGAACUAGCGGAUGAGUACUCCCUGGGUGCCCUUCCCGCCUUGGUGUAUUACCGUAGGAGGAUCCCUGUUGUUUAUGAUGGCGACCUGAUGAACGAAGACAAGGUUCUGGAAUGGCUGGUGGAGAACAAGAACACCGGAGACGAUGAUGAUGUAAUCGAUGACGUCACCCUUGGCCUCUUGAACACCCUCAUUGACUCACUUGACCACUUGGCCGUCGUGUUCUAUGACCGUGAUGAGUCUGAUGACACACAAAUCCUUCAAGAACUGGAGAAUAUCGACGAUGAAUUAGACGCCCAAGGAAUCCACAUUGUCAAGAUCGCCGAUGACGUGGCGUCUCGCGAGUACGGCAUCGAGGACACACCUUCCCUCGUCUACUUUGAGAACGAGAUACCGAAUGUGGCCUCAACAAAUUGGAUCCCUUCCCUGUACGACGGUGACUUGCAUAACGAAGAUGAGGUCCUCGCCUGGCUCAUCCAACAGCUUCACACGGAUGAGAUUGAGGACAUUACCGACGAGAUGCUGGACAAACUCAUCCGCGAGUCCAACCACCUGGCUGUCCUCUUCUAUGACGAGGACGACCAAGACUCCCAGCUGGUGGUAAACGAGCUGGAGAAUAUCGAUGAUGAGUGUGACUCUAAGGGCGUCUCCUUCGUGAAGAUUGACAACGAUGAUGAAGCCAAGGAGUAUGGCAUAGACACCCUACCUACCCUGGUGUACUUUGAGAAGGGCAUCCCAUCUGUGUACUCAGGUAACUUGUUGGCCGAGGAUGAGGUACUUGACUGGCUGGUGCAUCAAGUCGAUGACGACGAGAUUGAAGACGUUACGGACGAGAUGCUGGACAGAUUGAUCGACCGGAGUGAACAUCUGGCCGUUCUCUUCUAUGACAAGGACAGUCGCCGCAGCAGGAAGGUGUUGGCAGAACUUGAGAACAUCGACGAUGAAUGUGACACCCGGGGGAUCUACUUCGUGAAGAUAGAUAACUACGAGGAGGCGAAGGAGUAUGGCAUUGACAGGAUCCCCACCCUGGUGUACUUUGAGAGUGAGAUACCCUACAUCUUUGAAGGUGACUUAAUGAAGGAGGAGGAGGUACUGGCGUGGCUGAUCCAUCAUGUAGAGCACGAGGAGAUAGCUGACAUUACUGAUGAGAUGCUGGACAAACUCAUCAUCAACGAACCCUUCCUCGCCGUCCUGUUCUACGACAAGGACGACGCAGAAGACCACGAGGUAUUGGCCGAGCUGGAGAGUAUCGACGAUGACUGUGAACAAGCUGGCGUCCCCUUUGUGAAGAUCGAUAAUGACGCGGAAGCCAAGGAGUAUGGUAUUGAAGACCUCCCGACGCUCGUUUACUUCGAGAAUAGGAUACCGAGUAUUUACGAAGGAGACCUAUCCAACGAGCAGGAGGUAUUGGCCUGGCUGUUGAAGCAGAAGAACACCGACACCAUCGAGGAAGUCACAGAUGAGAUCCUGGACGACCUGAUCGCCAACUUUGAAUAUGUUGUAGUGUACUUCAGUGGCAAGUGUGACCAGGGCCAGAAGUGUGACAGGAUCCUGAAUGAGUUGGAGAAUAUUGAUGAUGACACAGACGAACACGGGAUGCAUUUCGUCACUACGGAGGAGACGACCUUAGCCCACGAACACGGCAUCAAAGUCUUCCCGGCCCUGGUGCUGUUUAGGAAUGGCGAUCCUGUGUUUUAUAAGGGUGAGAUAAGCGACGAGGAUGCUGUGCUCCAGUGGCUGACAGCUGAAGACACAUUGGAGAUACCUAACCAGAUCGAGGAGGUCAACCAACGAAUGCUGGAGAGGAUAUUGAACACCUCGGACAAUGUGGCAGUCUUCUUCUAUACUGAGAAUGACAAGAAGAGUCGGAAAAUAUUAACAGAGCUUGAGAAUAUUGACGAUGAGUGUGAUGAUAUCGGUAUUGACUUUGUGAAGAUAUCCGAUGACGGGAUAGCACAAGAAUAUGAUAUCGUGAGUCUGCCAGCUCUCGUCUACUUCAGAAAUAGGUUCCCUCAGAUCUAUGAAGGUGACCUGAAGGAUGAGGAGGCCCUUCUGGAAUGGCUGAUCGACAAUAAGGACAAGGGCCCGGCCUCCAUCAUCGAGGAAGUGGACGGCCAGAUGUUGCAGAAUCUCGUGGACACAUUUGAGUACCUGGUGGUGUACUUCUAUGAUGAUAACUGCCCUACCUGUGAGACGGUCUUGGCCGAAUUGGAGACGAUUGAUGAUGAGACGGACGAGGUGGGCAUCCAGUUCGUCAAGACCAAUGACGUAGAAGUGGCAGAGGAUCUUGGCAUCAGUCACCUACCCGCCCUUGUGUACUUUGAGGGUGGCGUACCCAGCAUCUAUGACGGUGACCUGGCAGGGGAUCAGGAGGUGUAUUCAUGGCUUAUUGCAGAGACACGUGACAUCCAGGCGGAGGAGGAGGUACUGCAGUGGUUGAUCGAACAGCGGCACGAAGACACCAUCGAGAACAUCAACCGCCAGAUGCUGUACACCCUCAUCGACACCCAGGACUACCUCGCUGUUUACUUCUUCAAUGAGGAGAACGACGAAUGCCCGAAGGUUCUGCGGGUGUUGGAGAAGAUCGAUGACGAGGCUGCAGAGUACGGUAUUCAGAUGGUAAAGAUGAAUGAUCGUCUUAUGGCUAAAAAAUACGGCUACAGGAACCCCCCCGGCCUUGUCUACUUCAGGAAGGCCAAACAUAUUAAGUAUGAUGGUGAUCUGUAUGAUGAGGAGGACGUGUUGGAUUGGCUCACAGCUCCUGAGAAUAUGGAACUGAACGACGCCAUUGAGAAGGUCAACCGCAAGAUGUUUGAAAGAAUUAAACAAUCUACGGAUUAUCUGGCUGUAUUUUUCUAUGCUGAGGAAGGUUGCAAGCAGUGUCAGAAGGUGUUGGCCGAACUGGAGAACAUUGAUGAUGAAGCUGACGCCAAUGGCAUCGACUUUGUGAAGAUUGAUGACUCACAGCUGGCAAAGGAGGUCGGUGUUUAUGCUCUGCCAGCCAUUGUCUUCUACAGAGCUGGCACCGAAGACCCCAUUAUCUAUGCUGGAGACAUGAAGAAUGAGGAGAACUUACUGUCCUGGCUACUGACGGAGAAAGACCCUACCGCAGAUUUUAUAGAGGAUAUGGAAGGUGCUGCCCUCCUACAUGUUAUCCGAGACUCCGAUGCCAUCGCUGUGUACUUCUAUGACUUAAUCGCUUGUGGCUGUGAGGACCCGAAUGCUGAAAAAGAGAAGAAAAAGAAGAAAAAAAAGAAGUCUCAGACAGAUGUUCCUGGAGAAAACUCAAACACUGAGGACUCCAGCUGUGCCACAUGCAAGAAGGUGUUGGAGGAGCUGGAGAACAUAGACGACGACACAGACCGUAUCGGCGUGAGCUUCGUCAAGACUCAGGACAUGAAGGUGGCAGAGAGGUAUGGUGUCACAAGCCUGCCAGCACUACUCUACUUUGAGCACCAAAUACCCACUGUGUAUGAAGGCGACCUACUGGCGGAGGAGGACGUACUACAGUGGCUGGUGCUGCAGAAGACAGAGGACACGAUAGAAACGGUCAAUAGGAACAUGUUGGAAGUGAUGCUGGAGGACACUCAAUACUUGGCUGUGUUCUUCUAUAAACCCAACUGCCGGGCGUGUGACACUGUCCUCACGGAGCUGGAGAACAUAGACGAUGAGUGUGACCUGUAUGGUAUCCACAUGGUCAAGAUCCAGGAUGCUCAGCUGGCCAAACGCUACGGCAUCAAGACCCUGCCAGCUCUCAUCUACUUCAGGAAUGGCAACCCACUUAUCUUUGACGAUGACCUUCUCUCAGUGGGUACUGGGGUCUACGACUGGCUAAUCGAUGAUGAUAACCGUAAAUUGGAAGGCAACAUUGAAGAAGUUAAUGCCAUAAUGUUUGAAGCGAUACUUUCCUCCAGACUAUAUCUUGCUGGUCUCUUUAUGAAUGAGGACGACUGCCCCGACUGUGAACAAGUACUUCAGGAGCUGGAGAAUAUUGACGAUGAGGUCGACAUGUUUGGGAUCGACUUCGUGAAGAUCAAUGACCCAGACGCUGCCCAUAGGUUCAACAUACUACACACUCCUGCCCUUGUUUACUUCAGGAAAAAGAUGCCCCUUGUAUAUGAUGGUGACUUACUGGACGAGGAGAAGGUGUUCAAGUGGCUGACCUCCCAAGACGUGUUUGAGAUCAAGGACGAGAUCGAGGAAGUGAACCGUAAGAUGUUGGAGAAACUGCUCGAUGAGAAUGACUUCGUGGCCGUGUACUUCUAUGAAGACAACGCCAGGAGUGAGGAGGUAUUGGCUGAGCUGGAGAAUAUCGACGAUGAGACCGAUGACCUGGACAUAACCUUUGUCAAGAUCCGCGACACUCGUUAUGCCAAGAAGUACGGCAUCCAGAAGCUGCCGGCCCUCGUCUACUUCAGGAGGAGAUUCCCCAGUAUAUACAGAGGGGAUCUGUCCGUGGAGGAGGAGGUACUCGACUGGCUACAGAAGAACAGGUUUAAACACCCAGAACUGAACCUCUUCAUGUAUGCCACCGGGGCCAUCACUCUGGCCUUCAUCAUGUACACACUCUUCCUCAUCUUCUGCUUCAGGAGUCCAGCACACCAGAAGGCAGCGUGAUCACCCUUUCCCUCAACUAUACUCUGGCUCAAAUUAAUCUCUCUAUGUAUACUUCAACACAUGUCUGUAAUAUAACAUCAUAAAAUUCCUGUAUCUAUAUUUCUUGCAUAAACCAAAGGAGUAUGUUGCAUAGACUCGUUGCAAUAUGUGUGUCUGUGUGUGUGUGUGUGUGUGUGCGUGUGUGUGCGUGCAAGAAUGGGCGUUGACUCGUAGGUUGGUGAGGGAAGGGUGUGUGACUCGCUCCUCUUCACUCCACAAUGGUAUUCUUAUCGGACUUGUUCUGUUAUUAUGGUCAGUACUUAAAAAACGUCAUCUGUAUCAGGUUAAAGAUCAUAUAGAUUAGAUAAGGUGAAGACUGUUUUGUUAUAUCAACUUUAGUAUUUAUUAUUAUUACCCAAUGUUGAUUAUUGUACAGGAGUUAAUAUGCAUACUUGUUGAAUAUUGUGAUAUCUAGGUGUGUGGGUGUGAGAGGUGGGUGUGGUGGACAGGGCUUAACCACACCCACCAGAAAUAAUAAUUGAUGGACCUUACAUACCUACACUUAAUGUUGAGACUACUAAUAAGAUCACCCAGCCAGCUGUGGCUUAUUAACACCAAAAAGAAGUUUGUGUCUUUGUCUUUGAAUAAGUUAACGUAAUGCUCGUAUGUCAUCCGUGGCCGAGUGAGACAGCAGCACCAGCCACUGAGAUAGAUAAUAAUGAGUGAGGUUUAUAUUCCACCCAAGAGGGAAGACUAACUAAAGGAGACUUGAGCUGUGAGAAUAAUUCCAACCAUCACUCGCCAAGCUUCAUCUCUUGUUUUGGGUGAUUAUUUUGCUCCUCAUAAUAUGCACUGAUUAAAAUAAAACACAGGAUGGUGCUUGUUACUUAGGUAAACUUUUCUUUUAGGGAGGCUAUUUCAUAAGGUUUCCUAUGUCGAGAUUCUGUUGACGAUGUUUCGUGCGCCAGAGGUGUUUGUGUCCAGUUGUCUGUUGUUAUUGACUUGCCUCCAUUUGUCAUAGGAUAAUAAACUACCAUAUUUGUUCUUUUUUUUAUAUGUUUUUGCUCUGAGAAAUAGUACUCGUUGUUCCUGUUCUGUACUAUGUGGAUCUACUUGGGCCAAUUGCAAGGUGAUUUAGCAUCGAAGGUCUGUACACUGAUUGGGAGAAGAUGUCCUUUAGACUUGAUCAGAUUUUUGUUCUUCUAAAAAAAAAAAUCCAUGAAAUUAUAAUCCUCAGACAAGGAUUUAGUAAUGAAGGAGAUAGUUAUAAUUUCAAUUCAUUCCCCAGUAAGUUUUGCUGCUGAUAAAGAUAAGUUUACAGCCAUCAUCUCUCGACAAUGCUUACAGACCAAAAGUUGUUGUUGUUGUCUUAACUAGAUUACCUGACGAUAAUCUACAUCUAUCCCCUGUGAUGCUCUUUUCUAGGAGGUAAGUAAAGUUUAAUUCUUUGUUAAAUAGGAUCUGGUGCUGUAACACAAGAAGCAUUUAUAGUCCGGUCAGCCAUAUGGUGAUGAACCGCAGAAAUGUCCCGCCAAAGCUAUACUGGUUCCUUGUUUAUAUUUAUGGUUUAUCUUUAUCUGUAAAUAUAUAUAUCAUUCAUGUUUCUUUACUCCACAGGUAAGAGAGACUUGCUAUAAAACCCUGGAUAAUAAAAUCUCUUCAAGUAUCACAUUAAAAGGACAAAAUAUAUAUGGAUAAAGUCUUCUUAUUCAGGAUAAUCAUAAAGCUGGAUUAUUGUUCAUUUAAAACUAAGAUAUCCUGUUAUCUUGGGGUCUUGUUGGGGUUUGAUUCUACAUAGGCAUUACCACCAGCCUUGAAUCCUUGUGUAUACUAUAGAUGAAUGUUAGGUGGCUGUAUAGAUGAAUAUGCAGCAGCCAAAAUAUAUUGAUCCUCGAAAAGAGCUUCACAGGACCACUUGGUUGUGUACCUUACAAAGGCGACUGUGUGGGAGAAACACCGUCCAUACCAACUGAUCCUCGUCAGCCAUCUUGAACAUGAACAGUACUCCUUCUCCUAGCAUUAAAUUAUCCACCCUAGCAAUAACAAAUCCAUCCAAGCAGUAAUAGAGCCAUCCUAGCAGUAAUAAUUCCAUUAUACGGAGUGAUUCAAAAGUCACGUUACCCACCACGAAAUAAGUGACGACGUGUCGGAAUCUUUCUUACAUCCAACAGUUGGUACUACUGGUGCUUUGUUCUCAGUGGGAGCAACAUACUGUUUUCCCAGGUGCAGCGGGUCUUCAUACAUUGCCGUCUUAUGCACAGGUGAAAGAAGCAUUUCAUGGAAGAUAUCCUGAUGCUCCUGUUCUUAAUGAGAUGGCGAUUUCACGAUUGUACGGUACAUGUGUUCUGUAAUAAAUGUAAUAUGCCAUCUGGAUAACAGGACUUUUGAAACACCCUGUACCAGUAAUGUGUACAUCCUAUCAGUGAUAAGUCCAUCCCAGCUGUUACGGUUCCUCCCCACUCUCAAGACGUCACCUCAGUGUAGCGUGACAGUUGUGGUCAUUUGUUACAAUUCACACAGCUGCACUCACUCGUCCUUGACACUGUUGGUCUUCUGAGAUGUUAUGUACAUUUUGAUUUACUUGUACAAUAAAGAAAUAUUUGUUAAA